AUGGUUCGAUUAGAAGAAAAGUCAACCGCCCCCAGCUCCCCUACCUUUCCCAUCCCUACCGACUUCUCUCCUCAAUGGACUCCGGCCAACCACACCUUCGCGCUACCGGCCAGUGCCCGCCGCCGGCCAGGCUACCUCUCCGACCCCGCCGCCUUACCUCGCCGCCGGAUCCAUCCCCGCCGCCUUCCGCUGCCGCUGUCCGGUGCCCCUGCUUCUCCGGGCUCCGGUCGCGCCGCUAGCCGCCGCCCCCAACCUCUCCUCCCGCCGCCCCUGCAAGCCCACGAGGUGCACCUCCCGCCGGGUAACCUCCCCCGCUGCGUGCGCCUGUCAUCCCUGCCUCCCCCGCCGGACCCACACGCCACUGUCGCCCCAGCGCUCACACGCCGCCACCGUCCAGAGCUCUUCCCGCCGUGGCUGCCCCUGAUUCCACCAACAGCCGCCGCCCCAGGGUCAGCCCCCUCGAUCUCCGCCGCCGACGCCAUGGGUUUGACCACCGCCGCCAUUGGAGCUCCCGCGCCCCAACACUCUCCGGCGAGAGCGGCGCCUCCCGCCCACACAGACCACCUGGAGGUCCACGCGCCGACGACUGGAGUUCCUCGCGCCCCCGCAGCUUGGUAUGUGUGCCGCCCCUGCAUCCGUUGCAGGCCCCUGCGCCCCCGCCAUCGAUCUCCAGACCAUGGGACCUCACUUGCAGGGAAGUACAAUUGGUGCAAAUAUUAUUAUCUUGUUUUUUCUUAG
Lolium perenne is the source of this 738-nucleotide messenger RNA. The record is from RefSeq and is a predicted model, not a curated record. NCBI's taxonomy places the organism in Eukaryota, Viridiplantae, Streptophyta, Magnoliopsida, Poales, Poaceae.